ACAACUCAGAAAUGAUGAGCUGGCAGAUUUUCAACGGUUAUUGAGAGACUGAAGGAAGAAGACGAGGAGAGUUUCUGCAGAAGUUUGAGUCACAUCCACUCUUCUCUGGAUCUGAGCUGGUUUAAACGGAGACCACAGCGAGCUUGGAACAACAGACAAUCAUCAGCAUAAGGAUGGAGUCAGACACCAGCGCCCUCUGGACUAAAGAUCGUGUCCCCCUCCCUCUCUCCGUGGUCACCUUUGGCAGGCGUUGGCUAUUUCCCGCUCUGACGGCCACGUUCAUCCUGAUUCUCAUCAUAGUCCUCGGAGUGACCAACACAAAGACGUCCAGUCGUCUGUCGUCUAUGGAGACGAGCGUUUCAAACCUGAGUGGCAUCAUCAAAUCGAUGAACACCUCCCUGCAGCAGGCACAAGAGCGAGCUAAAGAGGUGGAGAAGAUGCGGUUUGCUGUGGAGAACAACAAAGACCAGCUGAACUCAGUGUCAGAGGCGAUGAAGCAGCUGGCGAUGGUGGAUUAUCUCAGCAGGACAGUGUCUACACUCAAAUGUUCCCUUGAACGCAUCAUCAGCAACAGGUCCGGCGGUGAAGCUGCCUGCUGUCCUGCAGGCUGGGAUCAGUUUGACAAUAACUGCUAUUUCUUCAGCGCGACGUCUAAGCCCUGGAACGAGUCCAAAGCGGAGUGUGAAAAACUUGAAGCUCAUCUACUCAUCCUGCACAGCGACAAGGCCUGGGACUUCGUGACCAAGCACUCAGUCCCUGUCUGGUAUUGGGUUGGUCUGUCCAAGUUGAGGACGGGUCGUUGGGAGUGGGUCAGCCAGACACCGUACACCAUGGAGCCUAGCCGCUGGAUGCCUGGUCAGCCCUACAGCUCCAACGGUCGAGAUUGGAGCUGCGCUCACUUGCACACCAGCGGGCGCCUCAACGUCCAGUACUGCCCCACUAAGAUGCGCUUCAUCUGCCAGAAACGCAGCGUGAGGAACUGAAGAGAACAAGACCUGUCCACAUGGAUCCAGGGUCCACAUUCAGUUCAUGCUGCUGUGGAGUUUAACAGUUCUAAAGAUUUACAUAGGAGAAGAGAUCAGAGAGGACAUCAAACAAUCCUGAUACAUAGGUUUGAGAGUUGGAAGAGCACGUCCCAUCAGCCUGUCCUAGCAGUGUGUCCCAUCAGCCUGUCCUAGCAGUGUGUCCCAUCAGCCUGUCCUAGCAGUGUGUCCCAUCAGUCUGUCCUAGCAGUGUGUCCCAUCAGCCUGUCCUAGCAGUGUGUCCCAUCAGUCUGUCCUAGCAGUGUGUCCCAUCAGCCUGUCCUAGCAGUGUGUCCCAUCAGUCUGUCCUAGCAGUGUGUCCCAUCAGCCUGUCCUAGCAGUGUGUCCCAUCAGCCUGUCCUAGCAGUGUGUCCCAUCAGCCUGUCCUAGCAGUGUGUCCCAUCAGUCUGUCCUAGCAGUGUGUCCCAUCAGUCUGUCCUAGCAGUGUGUCCUAGCAGUGUGUCCCAACAGCCUGUCCUAGCAGUGUGUCCCAUCAGCCUGUCCUAGCAGUGUGUCCCAACAGCCUGUCCUAGCAGUGUGUCCCAUCAGCAUGUCCUAGCAGUGUGUCCCAUCAGCCUGUCCUAGCAGUGUGUCCCAUCAGCCUGUCCUAGCAGUGUGUCCCAACAGCCUGUCCUAGCAGUGUGUCCCAUCAGCCUGUCCUAGCAGUGUGUCCCAUCAGCCUGUCCUAGCAGUGUGUCCCAUCAGCAUGUCCUAGCAGUGUGUCCCAACAGCCUGUCCUAGCAGUGUGUCCCAACAGCCUGUCCUAGCAGUGUGUCCCAUCAGCCUGUCCUAGCAGUGUGUCCCAACAGGUGUGUCCCAUCAGCCUGUCCUAGCAGUGUGUCCCAUCAGCCUGUCCUAGCAGUGUGUCCCAUCAGCAUGUCCUAGCAGUGUGUCCCAUCAGCAUGUCCUAGCAGUGUGUCCCAUCAGCCUGUCCUAGCAGUGUGUCCCAUCAGCAUGUCCUAGCAGUGUGUCCCAACAGCCUGUCCUAGCAGUGUGUCCCAUCAGUCUGUCCUAGCAGUGUGUCCCAUCAGCCUGUCCUAGCAGUGUGUCCCAUCAGCCUGUCCUAGCAGUGUGUCCCAUCAGCAUGUCCUAGCAGUGUGUCCCAUCAGCCUGUCCUAGCAGUGUGUCCCAUCAGCCUGUCCUAGCAGUGUGUCCCAUCAGCCUGUCCUAGCAGUGUGUCCCAUCAGCCUGUCCUAGCAGUUUGUCCUAGCAGAGUUCCCACAGAAUGUCUAUAGAAAAUCAAACCUACUCUCUGAAUGUUCUUGUAUUGAACCAUUGAACCAGCUCCAGGCUGGUUGAGAUGGCGGUUCAUUAAUACUGUCUUUGAUUAAAAUGUUAGGCUUUGCUUUUGUAACAUGGAGGCAAAGCUCACUGCUGUCAACACCAAUCACUUCACUUUCAUUUCUUCACCUUCAAAAUAAAAGCACUAGAUGUCAUAUUUUUACUGCUGAUAAUUCAAUAUUUAAGACAGGCAGAGUGGACAGCAAUCAUUGAUGCUCUGUGAUGAUAUCAGACAUUUACAUGCUGUUAGGACACAGUGUGAUCUUAGCAAUGAAAAUAAAUAAAUGUAACACUUUUUUCUGCUGGAGCAAAUCAUCUACAACAUUGUACUGUUUCAUGUUAAAUAAAAAAAUGUAAAUCUCAA
Molecule: messenger RNA, 2667 nt
Organism: Cheilinus undulatus (humphead wrasse)
Lineage: Eukaryota; Metazoa; Chordata; Actinopteri; Labriformes; Labridae
Product: hepatic lectin-like
Exons: 9
Coding region: 174-983 (269 amino acids)
Source: RefSeq, a predicted model, not a curated record